AUGGAUCUCCUGGCUGAGCUGGGCAAUAAGAGUGAUGGUCUCACUCAGGACACCAACGUCACUGCUGAACAGGCAUCAGUCAAACCCCUUUUAGAAAUUGGCAUUGAUAACAUAAUCACCCUGGUGGUGUUUUGCAUCAUCUUCGCUCUAGGGGUCUUGGGCAACUCUUUGGUCAUUACUGUCCUGGCAAGAAACAAACCAGGGAAGCCUCGCAGCACCACCAACAUCUUCAUCCUCAACCUCAGCAUCGCUGACCUUGCCUACUUACUUUUCUGCAUCCCUUUCCAGUCCACUGUCUAUGUCCUGCCAACUUGGGUGCUGGGAGCUUUCAUCUGCAAGUUCAUCCAUUACUUCCUAACCGUGUCCAUGCUGGUGAGCAUCUUCACCUUAUCUGCCAUGUCAGUUGAUCGCUAUGUGGCAAUAGUGCACUCCAGGAGAUCGUCCACCAUCCGUGUCUCCAGAAAUGCCAUGCUUGGAGUAAUCCUCAUCUGGUUCCUGUCUAUUGCCAUGGCUAUUCCUGUUGCCUACAACCAACGAUUGAUACACAGAGACAACAAUAUGACCUUCUGUUGGGAGCAGUGGCCAAAUCCGAAGCACAAGAGGAUCUAUGUGGUGUGCACCUUUGUGUUUGGGUACCUUCUUCCUCUCCUGCUCAUCUCCUUCUGCUAUGCCAAGGUAGGGUCCUUCUCAUUAUUAUGGUCUAGCUGCAUCCGAAGAUGGGUUGGGGAUGGUAUCUUGUAUAGAAGACCCUGCUUGCCAUAA
This is a messenger RNA of Staurois parvus, 762 nucleotides long. The record is from the annotation of a GenBank genome assembly. NCBI's taxonomy places the organism in Eukaryota, Metazoa, Chordata, Amphibia, Anura, Ranidae.